Molecule: messenger RNA, 2890 nt
Organism: Nanorana parkeri
Lineage: Eukaryota; Metazoa; Chordata; Amphibia; Anura; Dicroglossidae
Gene: CIP2A
Product: KIAA1524 ortholog
Exons: 21
Coding region: 72-2801 (909 amino acids)
Molecular function (GO): protein binding
Source: RefSeq, a predicted model, not a curated record
CAUGAAAGUUUAGGGCGCGAGAUACGAUUGUGUGUUGAAUUGUCAGCUGCAAGUCUGCGCCACAUACAAGCAUGGACCCGGCCUCCUGUAUGAAGAGCUUACUUCUAGCCAUAGCACAGUACAAGGGCAUCAAGAACGAGGCCAACGGGACUGCUGUACAGAGACAGCUGGAGGUUAUCUCUGGGCUGAAGUUAAACAAGUUAUUUGCUUCAAACCAAAUACUACCCAGUGAAUGUCUGAGCAGUCUUGUGGAACUUCUUGAAGACCCCAAUACCAGUCCUGCGAUAACACUGAAAACUGUUAACUUGCUCUCUAGUUUAGCUGCAGAUGCUGAGACAAGAGAAACUCUGCAUGCUACUUACAAUCUUACCAACGUUUUGGCUGGUGUGGUUCACAGAUAUAGCUCCAUCUUAAAUGAUCCAGUUUUAUUACAGAGCCUUCAGCUGUUACAACGGUUGACCUACAAUAUAAGAGUUUUACAUGCAAGUGUUAACAUCGAGGAACUGAUAUCCUUCUUGAUGAACAGAAUCCAGUCACCACAAGAUGAGCUAACCAUGCCUUGUCUGGGCCUUCUGGCAAACCUUUGUCGGCACAAUCUUUCUGUACAGUCAUACAUAAAAUCUUUGAAUAAUGUUAAAGCAUUCUAUCGUACAUUAAUCAGCUUCUUGGCCCACAGUAGCCUUACUGUGGUAGUAUUUGCACUUUCAGUACUGGCAAGCUUAACACUGAAUGAAGAAGUAGGUGAAAAGCUUUUUCAUUCCAGGAAUAUACAUCAGACAUUUCAGUUAAUAUUUAACAUUCUUGUAAAUGGAGAUGGGACAUUAACAAGAAAGUACUCUGUCGACCUUCUUAUGGAUCUGCUUAGGAACCCUAAAAUUGCUGAUUACCUGACAAGAUAUGAGCAUUUUAAUUCAUGUCUUAAUCAAGUCCUGGGACUUCUACAUGGAAAGGAUCCAGACUCUGCUUUUAAGGUCUUGGAAUUGCUGCUGGCUUUCUGUUCUGUGAAAAACUUGAGGCACAUUCUGCAACAAGCUAUAUUAGAGCAGUCUGCUCCAAGUGGAGGGAAUGGGAGACUGGGACCACGCACAAAAUCUCCAAAGCUUGCAGUAGCUCUUGUUCAUUGGUCAAGUCAUUCACUGGAAGCUCAUCAGAACUGUGCAGCAUUGGCUUUGGAGCUCUUCAAAGAAGUGCUUGCGGAUGCCAUUGAUGCAGGUACCAGCCAGGUGGCUGAGCGCUUUUUAGAACUUCUGCUUCCUGUUAUACUUGAUCAGCUGCUUGUGCCUGAUCAAACUUUGGAUGAAAUACUGACUAAGAAGAAAUGUGAAAGAACUGGGAAGGCAUUGGAUGUACUGAUCACUCUUUGUGGUGGUGGUGAUGAUGUAUUGAAAACUCGCAUUGCUAGGGCACUGGCUGUCAGCAGAUGUGUUGCAUUAGUAGACUAUGAGUUUACAUUCAUUGGCGUUGAUUCCAGCUUUGGUGCCAAAAUGGUGGACUCCGAGGUUUUCAAUGCUUCCACAGAUGUAAUUUUGAAAACUCUCAAUCUUAUGAGCAAGCUAAAGCAAUUGGUAACGAAUAUGGAAGCUGCUUUCUAUAAGAUACUACAGGACCAACGGUUGAUUACACCUCUCUCUUUCGCCCUAACGUCUGACAACAGAGAGCGAGUUCAAGUUGGCCUUCAGCUACUUUUUGAAGCUGCACCAUUACCGGACUUCCCUGCAGUUGUACUUGGGGAGAGCAUUGCAGCUAAUAAUGCCUACAUACAGCAAGAAAGUGAUCAUCCUACAAAAAGAUUUGGAAUGCAAGUCAUUGCAAGCAACUGUAGAUCAUCACAGAUAUCAAAUUUGAACAGUGUAGAUAUAUCUUCCUCUAACAUCCAGGAUCUCAUACAAAAGCUACAAACAGGAAUGGAGAUGAAGGAACGAGUUAAUGAUGUGAGGAUUUCUGAUAUCAUGGAUGUUUAUGAACAAAAGCUUUCGGCAUUAGCAUCUAAGGAAAGCAGGCUGCAGGACUUAUUGGAAGCAAAGGCACUAGCCCUUGCACAAGCAGACAGACUGAUUGCACAGUACCGGUGUCAAAGAGCACAAGCUGAAGCAGAGGCAAGAAAGCUUGCUACACUGCUGAAGGAGGCAGAGAGGAAGAACGAGGAGCUGAGCUUACUCUUAAAGUCUCAGCAGUUGGAGUCAGAACGUGCCAAGAGUGACAUUGAGCAGUUAUUCCAGCACAGCAAGAAGUUGCAAGCAGUGGCCGAAGAGCAUGAAACACUGAAAGUCUCCUAUGCUGAUCAUAUAAUGAAGUAUGAACUCUGUGAAAUGCAGUUUAAAGACUUACAGGUAUCAUACAACACCUUAAAUAAGCAAGCUGAAACCAUGAAAAAACUAAAUGAUUCCCUCAAGAUUCAAAAUGAAAAGACAGUGGCCCAGCUAGAAGACACCGAAAACCAGAGAAAAGACUUGGCUAAGCAACUGCAAGACCGAGACAGUAAAAUUCUAAAUUUCCAACAAAAGGUAAAGGGGCUAGAGGAGAAGGUUAAGUUAAAGCAAAAGGAGAAAGAAGAUAUGGAAGAAACCAUUGACAUACUUCGUAAAGAGCUGAGUAAAACUGAACAAGCAAGGAAGGAACUGAGUAUUAAGGCAUCUUCACUAGAAGUUCACAAAACACAGUUGGAAGCACGUCUUGAGGAAAAGGAGGCAAUUCUGAAAGGCCAACAGGAAGAGCUGAGCAAGCAUUCACACAUGAUUGCUAUGAUACACAGCCUUAGCAGUGGCAAACUUGGUGCAGGCAAUGUGAACCUCAGCUUGUAGGACUUAUUUCCGCUAAGCAGCAUCUCCAAAUGAACUUUUUUGUACAGUAAGCUUAGGGUUCAGCUAGUGAUACCCUAAGUGUAGAAUGA